AUGUUGCGCGUGGUGAGCUGGAACGUCAAUGGGAUCCGGAGCCCCCUGCAAGGGAUGAUAUACGAGGAGCCCAGCAACUAUGCCGCCAUGGUCGUGGGGCGCAUUUUGGACAAGCUGGACGCCGACAUCGUGUGUUUUCAGGAGACGAAAGUGACCAGGGAUGUGCUGACAGAGCCCCUGGCUAUCACUGAGGGCUAUAACUCCUAUUUCAGCUUCAGCCGCAGCCGCAGUGGCUAUUCUGGUGUAGCCACCUUCUGUAAGGACAGCGCUACCCCUGUGGCUGCUGAAGAAGGCCUCAGUGGCCUACUUGCCACUCAGAAGGGGGACGUGGGUUGCUAUGGAAACAUGGAUGAAUUCACCCAGGAGGAGCUUCGGGCUCUGGAUAGUGAGGGCCGGGCCCUUCUCACACAGCACAAAAUCCGACAGCCAUUAAGUGGAAUCCACAUGGUAUGGGGGGAAAGCUUGGAAAUGACCUUUUUGGCUGGGGGGCGGUCUCUUCUCCCCAGCACAUGGGAAGGGAAAGAGAAGAUCUUGACCCUAAUCAACGUGUACUGCCCCCACGCGGACCCUGGGAAACCUGAGCGGCUGGCAUUUAAGAUGCGCUUCUAUAGCUUGCUGAAGAUCCGAGCAGAAGCCCUCCUGGCAGCUGGCAGCCAUGUGAUCAUUCUAGGUGACCUGAAUACAGCCCACCGCCCCAUUGACCACUGGGAUGCAGUCAACCUGGAAUGCUUUGAAGAGGACCCAGGGCGCAAGUGGAUGGACGGCUUGCUCAGUAGCCUGGGAUGCCAGACUGGGUCUCAUGUGGGGCCAUUCAUUGAUAGCUACCGCUGCUUCCAGCCAAAGCAGGAGGGGGCAUUCACCUGCUGGUCAGCAGUCAGUGGUGCCCGGCAUUUGAAUUAUGGCUCCCGGCUUGACUAUGUGCUGGGGGACCGGACCCUGGUAAUAGACACUUUCCAGGACUCCUUCCUACUGCCUGAGGUGAUGGGUUCUGACCAUUGCCCUGUGGGUGCAGUCUUGAGUGUGUCCUCUGUGCCAGCAAAAGAGUGCCCACCUCUGUGUACCCGCUUCCUCCCUGAGUUUGCAGGCACCCAGCUCAAGAUCCGUCGCUUCCUAGUUCGUCUCAAAGAUCCUGUGUUCAGGCAUUCAGCACUGAAACUCAACAAUAAAACCCAGGUACAGAUGCACCAAAACAAAGCCCGUGUGCGCUCAACCAGGCCUCGGCCAAGUCAAGCUGGCUCCAGCAGAGGCCAAAAAAACCUGACAAGCUACUUCCAGCCAUCUUCCAGCCAUCCCCAAGCUUCUCCUAACUUGGAACUUCCUAGUGUGGGUGCCCUCGUGACCCCAAAGAUGUCAGAAAAGGAGCUGAUGGCCAAAGUGGUAGAGGGGCAGGCCAGUGCUUCAGAGGCCAAGGAUGAGAAGGAGAUACGGACCUCUUUUUGGAAGUCUGUGCUAGGGGGGCCCUUGUCCAUGCCCCUCUGUAGGGGCCACAGGGAGCCAUGUGUGAGGCGAACUGUGAAGAAGCCAGGACCCAACCUGGGCCGCCACUUCUAUAUCUGUGCCAGGCCCCAGGGUCCUCCCACUGACCCUUCCUCCCGCUGCAACUUCUUUCUCUGGAGCAGGCCCAGCUGAAUCAACCCAGGCCUAGGGAUAUCUAUCAUGGUUAACCCUGUACAUACUCAGGCCAGCCCCCUCCUAGGCUACCUCUUCCUCCCCCAAGUCCUCCUCCUCUUCUUCCACUUUCCUCAAGGACCCUUCCCUUUCCUCUUUCUCUUCCUCUUCCUUCUUUAAGGCCUCUCUUACUCUUUCUUCUUCCUGCCUAGCUCCUCCUCAUUGGUGAGCUACUUGUUUGUGCCCUAUUGCUGUGACCCAAUUCCCCAAUGUGCUUCCCACCUUCCUGUCAGAAGUACACAGGAACCAAUUGCCGUAGAAAGUUGGUUUUAAACCCCUUUAUUCCUUGCUGACAAAUAUAUCUGUGCCUAAAUAAAGUCUGUUUUUAUUUUAGCAUACCAUGUCAUGUACACAAUUUGGAUAUGCUCCAUGAAGUUGAGUUAGAGACAUUAUCUCAACACUGGAUUUCCCAGCGGCCUGUAGCCUGAUGAUACAACUCCUAGAGAGAGGGGAGGAAGGAAGAGUGGUAUUCACUAUAAAGGUGCUCUGUUGAGUUGUAGGGAUUCCUUGCACUGCUGAUGUUGGAUCAGCAAGGGAGGUGGGUGUGGUGUGUUAGAAAGCUCAGGUGGAUUGUGUAGCCUUAAACUGGCACUUCCCAACUGGUGUGUUCCACAGCUGCCACAAAUGUAUUAUAGGGUAGAAAGAAAUGGCCUUAGAGUUUCCAAGCAGGGCACAAAUGUCAGGAGAGAUUGCCUCCUAAGCAAGUGGUGUCAUUAGUUCACCCAGGAGUGCCAUGCAAAUGUUUUCUGUGUGCUAUGGCCUGGAAAGAUUGGGAGCAUUGCCUUGAAAAAGUUGUUUGCUAUAGCCAAGUCUCUUUCCCACCUUGGAAAAUAGAGCUGGUAAGUCCUGUUCUACAAGGUACUAUGGAAAAGAAAGAGGACAUCCAUUCUAUCUGCUGGAUAAUACCUCCAAAGUUUUGGGGAACUAUUCCUCUCUUCCAGAUAGUUCAGUUAGGGCUGAUUCUAUCUCCUGACUUCAGGGGCUACAUGGGCCUAUUGUGUCCAGGUCUACCAUUAAUGAGUCAGUCAGUCCCUGGAUUUUCCUCAUGGCGCUGCCACUCAUCUGAAGGAGUCAGAUAUGCAGUUUUCUGUCUAAUAAAGGGCUACAAAUGCU
This is a messenger RNA of Herpailurus yagouaroundi (jaguarundi), 2781 nucleotides long. RefSeq names its product apurinic/apyrimidinic endodeoxyribonuclease 2 (gene APEX2). Gene Ontology annotation, molecular function: zinc ion binding; double-stranded DNA 3'-5' DNA exonuclease activity; phosphoric diester hydrolase activity. The record is from RefSeq and is a predicted model, not a curated record. Gene Ontology annotation, biological process: base-excision repair. Lineage: Eukaryota; Metazoa; Chordata; Mammalia; Carnivora; Felidae. Gene Ontology annotation, cellular component: nucleus.